AGUUAGCGUGGAGCCUUGAAGGCCAAGGCGAACCCGAACGUUAAAACCGCCUCGCCUCGCUUCCUUGUUUCUUUGUUCCUCAUUUAUAAAUAAUAAUAAUAAAAAAAAAGGAGCUUGCGUUUUUUCCCGGCGAGUAUGCAACGAGGCGAAAGUCACGAAACCCAACCUAAAGCUUUGGUCUUUCUCCUUCCAUCAAUUUCUGAGCCAAGUUCUGCUGAAUAAUAAUAAUACAGUCGUUGCUGUUUUCUUUUUCUUUUUUUCUUUUUGGGGGUUAAAUGGUGUUUACGUGUUCGGAGAAAGAAGAGAGCAUGGCUAUGGGACCCGAGAGAUCGAAGCCUCUUCACAAUUUCAUGUUGCCUUGUUUGAAGUGGGGGGGUCAGCGCCACCUCCGCUGCACCAAACACCCCUCCGACUCCUCCUCCGCCGACGCCGCCGGAGAUCGCCGAUCUCCGGCGCCGCGCGAAUUCGACUCGCCGCCCCCGCCGCUCACUAAUGCUGACACCCGAACGCGCCUCACGCGGCCGCGGUUCCUCGUCGGCGACGAGGGGAUCGACGCCGUCAGGGAAAAGCUCAUGCUUGAUCUCAAGACCGAGGCCGAUAGGAUGAAGGACGCGAUUCUCGGCAAGGAGGUUGCAGAAUACAAUAAUGAUGUCGAGAUGAACGACGCACCGCCGCCGCCGGUUACUGGAGUUAGGAUGAAGGAUGCGAUUCUCGGCAAGGAGGUUGCAGAAUAUAAUAAUGGUGUCGAGAUGAACGACGCGCCGCCGCUGCCGGUUACUGGAGUGAGGACGUGGAAUCUGCGGACGCGGCGGGCUCCGGUGGCCGGAGACAAGGGAGUGAGGAUUGACGAGAGGAGGGGUGGUGGCGGUGGGUCGUCGUUAUCGCCGUUGAGGAUGAAGUCGCCGAAAUUGAGAGGGUCGCCGGAGAAGGAAGAGCGGCGGCCGGUGAAGUUUUCUCUGACGCUGGCGAAGAAGGAGAUUGAGGAGGAUUUUAUGAGGAUUGUGGGCCACCGGCCUCCCCGCCGGCCCAAGAAGAGGCCCAGAAAUGUGCAGAAGCAAUUGGAUACCCUUUUCCCUGGCCAGUGGUUGUCGGAGGUUUGUGCCGAUUCCUACAAGGUUCCGGAUGAUGCUGAGACUGGCAAGAGGUAGCGUUGAGAUUGGGGAGAGGCAUUCUGUUGUUGGCUGCUUAGGAUACAUCCGAGGAUUUGAUGGAUGGAUGGACUUGGUGGGGUUUCCCAGGAGCAGUCGUGUGCCUUUGUUGAUUUCAAUGUCGCUUUUGAAAUUUCAGAAGUAUAGUUUCAUUCUUUUGUUUAUAGAAUAAUACUCUCAACAGUGAUGAUUGUUCCAAAUCACAUGCUUUAGUUUACUACUUUGCUUUUGUAGCCACUAUGUAUGUAGCUGCAAGGAUGAAGUUAUACUGUGGGAACUUUAAACUUUAAUCUUAAAUUCUAGAUAUGGAACUUAUUCUGAGAUGGUAGUUUAAUGAAAUCUCUUAUUUGUGGUUA
Messenger RNA from Glycine soja, 1504 nucleotides. RefSeq lists its product as uncharacterized. The record is from RefSeq and is a predicted model, not a curated record. Bases 276 to 1148 code for a protein of 290 amino acids. Lineage: Eukaryota; Viridiplantae; Streptophyta; Magnoliopsida; Fabales; Fabaceae. The transcript is spliced from 3 exons.